This is a messenger RNA of Mangifera indica (mango), 1946 nucleotides long. Its product is annotated as casein kinase 1-like protein 3. Lineage: Eukaryota; Viridiplantae; Streptophyta; Magnoliopsida; Sapindales; Anacardiaceae. Gene Ontology annotation, cellular component: cytoplasm; nucleus. Gene Ontology annotation, biological process: endocytosis; signal transduction; peptidyl-serine phosphorylation. Gene Ontology annotation, molecular function: ATP binding; protein serine/threonine kinase activity. The record is from RefSeq and is a predicted model, not a curated record. The transcript has 15 exons. The coding region runs from base 67 to 1404 and encodes 445 amino acids.
CACCGUUAAAAUUAAAUCUCAUGGGCCAGCUAUCAACAAAGAACCGCCAUUCAGUAUCCUGUUCGCAUGGAUAGGAUCGUUGGUGGCAAGUACAAGCUCGGCCGAAAAAUCGGUAGUGGCUCAUUCGGCGAAAUUUACCUCGCUACGCAUGUUGAUACGUUUGAGAUCGUCGCUGUUAAAAUUAUAAUCCCUUACCAGCAAUCAUUGUUAUUAUUAAUUUUCCAGGAAAAUAAUAAAACAAAGCACCCGCAACUGCUUUACGAGGCCAAGUUAUACAAUAUUCUUCAAGGAGGAAGUGGGAUUCCGAACAUCAAAUGGUCUGGCACAGAUGGAGAGGACAAUGCACUUGUCAUUGAUUUGCUAGGACCAAGUCUUGAGGAUUUGUUUAUGUACUGUAGUAGAAAAUUUUCACUAAAGACUGUCUUAAUGUUGGCUGAUCAAAUGAUUACCAGAAUAGAAUAUGUGCACUCUAAGGGAUUUUUGCAUAGAGACAUAAAACCUGAUAACUUCCUCAUGGGUCUUGGUCGUAAAGCAAAUCAGGUUUACAUGAUUGACUUUGGACUUGCAAAGAGAUAUCGCGAUGCUACAACCAACCGGCAUAUACCUUACAGGGAAAAUAAAAACUUAACAGGGACUGCACGAUAUGCAAGUUGCAAUACACAUCUUGGGAUUGAGCAAAGUCGGCGGGAUGAUUUGGAGUCUCUUGGUUAUGUGCUUUUAUAUUUCCUCAGAGGAAGCCUUCCAUGGCAGGGGCUAAAAGCUGCAACAAAAAAGCAGAAAUAUGACAAAAUAUGUGAGAAGAAGUUAUCAACUCCUAUUGAGGUUUUGUGCAAAUCUCACCCCGUCGAGUUUGCAUCAUAUAUCCAUUACUGCCAUUCUUUAACGUUUGAUCAGCGGCCUGAUUAUGGGUUCUUAAAACGUCUGUUUCGUGACUUGUUUGCUCGUGAAGGAUAUGAAUUUGAUUAUAUAUUUGAUUGGACCAUCAUAAAGUUCCAGCAGGCACAGAAAAGUAGAAGUCAGCCUCGAUUAUCUCCGGUUCCUGGGGGGAGCAGCAGUCGUGCAAUGCCAAUGGAUAUCAACCACCAAGGAGGAGUUAAUGUUCCACACUCAGCUGAUGUCACAGAGCACAUUCGAUCAAGCAAUGUAACUGGUUCUGGUGCACGUGUACACUUCAGAUCACCUAUGGAAAAGCAUUUAAGUCCUGAUUAUGCUGUUGACAGGAAUGUUGUGAGUGAUGCACAACUGCCGUCCACUUCUUAUUCACUUGUUGGUGCCUCAAAAAGAAGCACCCCAAAGCUAGUGAUACCCACUGAAGCUUCAAAUCCUGGUAUUGGACACAGCUCCAAGGUUGGCCCUUCAAGUAGUUGGAUUUCAUCGUUGCAGCGUAUUUCUUCUGCAAAGUGAUCAAACGGUAACUUAUCUGGUUCAUUCACUGAUGUGUUUCAUGGCUUCAAAAAUAAAAAAAAUGGAAAAGGCAUCAUUGUGCCAUAAGUUGGACUCUUUCUUAUUGCAGCAAGUGCGUUUAUCCACAUUUUAACCCAUGGUGUUGACUAGAUAUUCACCAGUAUGCCUUUAGCUAUGGAUUUGGUCAAGAAGAACUAGAGUUACAUUAAUGGAGCGGGGAAUGUGUGGUGAUUUGAUGUUAUGUUUUCCAUUAUGUAUCUGGUUGAAAAGUUGCCACUGAUGCACACGUGACGGCUGCAAGUAUGCUGCUAAUUUGAAGAACUGCAUUUAUGAAUGUGAUCUCAAAUUGUUUUUUCUUAAGGUGAAUGCAGACACAUUGGUUGUUAUGUGAAGUACAGAUAUUGAGAGUUUGGUUAGUGUGCUGUACAUAGAUUUCAUGAAUGAUUUAUAGCAUCCUUGUAAUUUAUGAUUCUAUGUAACCCAAGUUAUAUGUGAAAAUUUUAUUUUUCCCCUUCACUAAAUUAUCAGUUUAGCUUUCUUCA